ACAUAGUAAUUACAUCUCUACAGUCAAUGAUCUGGACUCUAUUGAUGCAAAAGAAACAAAAAAUCGAGUGAAUUUGGAGGAUUUAAUCCAGAAGCUUGAAGGGUUGAAGAUAUUCUUACUUCUGCAGGUUCUUAUAAUGACGGACUGGAUUUUUUCAUUCCAGGUUUCUUUUGAUGGAUGUAUAAUAUAAUUAUUCUUACAUGCCACAAGAAGGGAGAUCUAGACUAAAAUUGGAGGUUGAUUGCCUCUGUUCAUACCAACAGUGCAAGUUAAUUUGUUAUUGAUGAAUGAACAUCCCACAGAUAAAUCUGUUAAUACAAUAUAGAAACUUGUAUGGAUAGCUUUAGCUUUGUCUCAAUCGUGUCACAUAAAAGAGAAUCAGUCUCAAUGUCCAAAAACAUUUGCUCACUUCCAAUGGUAUGCAUAUUAUUCUUGGCAGCAGUUCAUACUUCAUACAUCCCAGUUAUAGCUAGCCCAUACUAGUAUCUCAUCCAAGUUGAUAAUAAUUCGUUAAAUUAUCCUUAAAACUAUUAUGUAAUGAGAAUUUGUAAGAGUCAGCCACGCAGCCAGAGAUGUGGUUCAUCAUGAUUUCACCUGUGGUGAGCUCAGGUUAACAUUGAAGCACCCUUGCUAUCCUUCAAUUUUUUUUAUUUAUUUACAACGAAACGAUGAUGACUGGAGCAAAAAAAGUUUGCAGAUCCCUUGUUAAUCUAGGUCCUUCUCUCCUCCAGUUUUCUUCACUAUCAUCACAAACGCUUGAAGAAAUCAAAGCUGCAGUUGAAGCCAAAGACUACCAACAAAUUCCUGACCUUCUCAUUUCCUACAAACAACCUUGUCAAAACCCCAAUCCCUUCUCAUUCCUCUCCACCAUCCCUAACAAUCACAGAAUUAAAGUCAUUGAUGAUAUUUUGCGUUCUUUCAUCCCUCUCAGACCCCGCUCUCGCCCUCAACUUGCCUAUGAUUGCCUCCUAUCUUAUGCCCUCCAAAGUUCCAAUCCCCUCCCUCUUGCUCUUGCCAUCCUCCAACGUACUCUUCGUUCUGGCUGUGUUCCUGUCCCCCAAACGCGCCUUCUUCUUUCUUCUGUAUGGCUUGAGCAAAGACGCCAAUCUCACUCUGUCGCUGACAUUCUGUUAGAGAUGCGGUCCAUUGGGUAUCACCCGGAUUGUGGCACUUGUAAUUACCUUUUAUCGUCUCUCUGUGCUGUUGAUCAGCUGAUGGAAGCGGUUAAAGUUUUGAAGGGGAUGGGUAGAGCAGGAUGUUUUCCGGAUUCAGAGAGUUACAGCAUUGUGAUUGGUGCAAUGAGCUCAUUCAGGAGGACCGAUGAUGCAGUAGAGAUGUUGAAGGAAAUGGUGGCAAAAGUUGGAUUGGUACCGAGGCAUGCAACGGUGGUGAAAGUGGCAGCCGCAUUGCGGGCAAACAGAGAAAUGUCGAAAGCAGUUGAUGUGAUUGAGUUAUUGGAGAGGGAGAAAUUUCUUGUUGGAUUUGAGAGCUAUGAGUUAGUUGUUGAGGGGUGCUUAGAGUGCCAUGAAUAUGUUUUAGCAGCGAAGGUGGUGAUGGGGAUGACAGGGAGAGGAUUUAUCCCAUAUAUAAAAGUUAGGCAAAAGGUGGUAGAGGGGCUGGCUAGUAUUGGUGAGUGGAAGGUUGCUUGUGUUGUUAGGCAAAGAUUUUCAGAACUCAAGUCUUAGGUUUGUUCGUAGAGAGUUCUUGAUGGAGAAAGGAAUAAAAACACAUAACCAGGCAUUUGAAUCUGGGAACUAAUAAUAUAUGGCACUUGUUUCUUCCUGCAAAUUUUCAGAGUUUAUUGGGGCUGAAUCCCCAGCAGCUGUG
Molecule: messenger RNA, 1827 nt
Organism: Pistacia vera
Lineage: Eukaryota; Viridiplantae; Streptophyta; Magnoliopsida; Sapindales; Anacardiaceae
Product: pentatricopeptide repeat-containing protein At1g06270
Exons: 4
Coding region: 669-1685 (338 amino acids)
Molecular function (GO): protein binding
Source: RefSeq, a predicted model, not a curated record